AUGGAUUCUAAGAAUGUUGUUACUUUUCAAGUUGUUACAUUCUGCAUAUGUUUGGCUGCGGCAAAUUCGGUUGAUUUCAGUUACCCUGCAGUUUUCAACUUUGGUGAUUCAAACUCAGACACAGGUGAACUUGCUGCAGCUAUGGGAUUUCUAGUUUCCCCACCUAAUGGACAAAAUUACUUCAAAACCCCAUCUGGGAGGUUCUGUGAUGGACGUCUUAUUGUUGACUUCCUGAUGGAUGCGAUGAAAUUGCCAUUCUUAAAUGCCUACAUGGAUUCUGUGGGAUUGCCAAAUUUUCAGCGAGGAUGCAACUUUGCACCAGCAGGUUCAACCAUUCUUCCAGCCACUGCAGCAUCCAUCAGCCCGUUCAGCUUUGGGGUUCAGGUAUCUCAGUUUCUGAGAUUCAGAUCUCUGUCUCUUCAAUUGCUUCAAGGAAAGAAAUUUGAUCAGUACGUCCCAUCUGAAAACUCCUUUGAGAAGGGGUUAUACAUGUUUGACAUAGGCCAGAACGAUCUUGCUGGUGCGUUUUAUUCCAAAACAUUGGACCAAAUACUUGCCUCAGUUCAAACAGUUUUAUCGGAAUUUGAAACUGGAAUAAAGAAGCUGUAUGAUCACGGAGCAAGGAAUUUCUGGAUACAUAACACGGGUCCACUAGGAUGCUUGCCUCAGGUUGUUGCCAAAUUUGGCACUAAUCCAUCAAAGCUUGAUGAACUAGGAUGUGUUAGUUCACACAACCAAGCUGCCAAAGCCUUUAAUACACAGCUUCAAGCCUUUUGUAGUAAAUUGAAAGACCAGUAUCCAGAUGCAAAUGUAACACAUGUUGACAUCUUUACCAUAAAAUCAAACCUCAUUGCAAACUAUUCUAAAUAUGGGUUUAAACAACCCAUUAUGGCUUGUUGUGGAUACGGAGGUCCACCGUUGAACUUUGACAGCCGAGUUUCUUGUGGACUAACAAAGAUCUUGAACGGGACUGCAUUAACAGCAAAAAGUUGCAACGACAGCAGUGUGUAUGUUAACUGGGACGGAACUCAUUACACAGAGGCAGCAAAUCAACAUGUGGCAUCACAAAUUCUCACUGGAAACUACUCCAAUACUCUCUUGGGAGACAGAACGCCCUUCCUUCUCUAG
Messenger RNA from Sphenostylis stenocarpa, 1128 nucleotides. Lineage: Eukaryota; Viridiplantae; Streptophyta; Magnoliopsida; Fabales; Fabaceae. The record is from the annotation of a GenBank genome assembly.